Molecule: messenger RNA, 869 nt
Organism: Cladocopium goreaui
Lineage: Eukaryota; Dinophyceae; Suessiales; Symbiodiniaceae
Source: the annotation of a GenBank genome assembly
AGGACAUCAAUUGGAUCGCAAAACAAACUCCGACAGUGAGGGCCUUCACAAGAGUUUCUGCUCAGUCUUCAUGGCGCUUGUAUACAUACCUGUAUGACAACAAUAAGAUAUUAUCAUUCAAUUAUCAUAUCACAUAUGACUUGUUGUCGUCGAACACGAAACGAGUGUUUGUGCCAGUGUCAAACGGUUGCAUGUAUCUCUCCGGUCUGUUUGUUUCUGAUCAUGUCAAGUCUUUUGCUGCUUUUCUGCUUCGUGCGCUGCCUGUGCAGGCUUGAACCUGCCCUGAGUGGAGACAAGGCCAUGCAGGGCAUGCCGGGCGUGCAGGAUGUGCAGGGCGUGCAGGGCAUGCCGCGUUGUGGCACUGGCCCCGGCACUGUGAAGACGUGGAAACAACAGACAAUGGACAGUGCCUGCAGGUUGCAUGGAUAGCAAGGAACAAGCGUUCAGGUUCAUGUUUGGUUGAGCCUUCUGCCAGUUUUGUUGCAACCUUUCAAUGGUUACUUUUCCCACGUGGCAGGCCAAAUUAAAUUCGCUGGAAGCCUACGAAGAGUCGAAUCAGAUUGUACGGGAUGUGCUGGUGCUGCUUGAUGCUUGCUCAUACAAGGUCCGAUGAAAAAAAACAGAAGAAGAAAAAGGCGCUUUUAGCUCUUGGGACUCGCUUUUGUGCAUUGCAGUCUCAGAACUUUGAGGUUGGAAAUGUAUGCAUUGCAAGAAAUUAUCAACAUAGCAGCUUUCUUGUCUGAAUGCACCGACCGAAAGCGCCGAAACUUGCUAGUUUUGUUUGCGAGGGAUGUUGUUGCUGAAGCUUACAAGGUAGUGAGAAUGGUGGCAACACCCGAUGUCUCACCAGAGGAUUGUUUUUCGGCGAG